CCGUUAAUCGCAUGCUAGGUCUCGGGCGGCCUUCAUUCAAACGUCGACCCUCAAUUUUGGAUCUGAUUCACCAGGAUACCACCGUCUCGCCCAAAAUACAGUCUCGUACCACCCAAGCGAACAAUAAGCAGCUUCCCGUUGGUGUCGGUCGUCGCAAGUCCGUGCCAGACGACGACAACGCCGUUCUUCAGCCUUCGCUUCCACCCGAGUCUCUUCCCCUUUCGCAGCACACAAUGCCUUCCAAAGAUUCUAAAGGCACUCACCCGGAAGAUGCAGCAUAUCAUGGCGCCGUCUUCUCAGUCUCCGGUCCCGUCAUCGUGGCCGAGGGUAUGAUAGGCUGUGCUAUGAACGAGCUGUGUAAAGUUGGCUAUGACCAAAUCGUCGGAGAAGUCAUUCGCCUCGAAGGAGAUCGAGCUACAAUCCAGGUCUACGAGGAAACCGCUGGAGUAAAGGUCGGGGAUCCUGUCAUUCGCACGGGGAAACCCUUGUCCGUCGAGCUUGGGCCGGGUUUGAUGGAAACGAUCUACGAUGGUAUCCAACGUCCGCUCAAAGCUAUUUCUGACGUUUCGGAUAGCAUUUACAUCCCUCGAGGCAUAUCCCUUCCAGCUCUUGACCGAAAGAAGAAAUGGGACUUCAAGCCAAUUAAUUUCAAGGUCGGCGACCAUAUCACGGGCGGGGACAUUUGGGGAACCGUGUUCGAGAACAGUUUGUUUCAUGACCAUAAGAUCCUCCUUCCUCCUCGUGCUCGAGGCACUAUUACCCGUAUUGCCGAAGCUGGUAGCUAUACUGUCGAGGAGAAGCUCCUGGAAGUCGAAUUCCAAGGGAAGAAGACAGAGUAUGGCAUGAUGCAUGUUUGGCCAGUUCGAGUUCCCCGCCCCGUCAACGAAAAACUUGCUUCGGAAUCACCUUUUAUUGUCGGCCAGCGUGUUUUGGAUUCUCUAUUCCCAAGUGUACAAGGAGGAACAGUUUGUAUUCCUGGUGCCUUCGGAUGCGGCAAGACCGUCAUCAGUCAGAGUGUUUCCAAGUUCUCUAAUAGCGACAUCAUUGUUUACGUUGGUUGCGGAGAGAGAGGAAAUGAGAUGGCCGAAGUCUUGAUGGAUUUCCCCGAGCUCUCUAUCACCGUCGAGGGACGAAAAGAACCCAUCAUGAAACGUACUUGCCUAAUUGCCAAUACAUCUAACAUGCCCGUAGCUGCCCGAGAAGCAUCCAUCUAUACAGGUAUCACUGUUGCAGAAUAUUUCCGUGACCAAGGCAAACAUGUCGCUAUGAUGGCCGACUCUAGCUCCCGCUGGGCGGAAGCGUUACGAGAAAUCUCCGGUCGUCUCGGUGAGAUGCCAGCAGAUCAAGGUUUCCCGGCGUAUCUCGGUGCAAAACUGGCAUCUUUCUAUGAACGAGCUGGAAACAGUCUAGCUCUCGGUAGCCCAGAGCGGAAGGGAAGUGUCAGCAUCGUCGGUGCUGUCAGUCCUCCGGGAGGUGAUUUCGCGGAUCCGGUUACUUCCAGCACUCUCAAUAUUGUCCAAGUGUUCUGGGGUCUCGACAAGAAGCUCGCCCAGCGAAAACACUUCCCGUCUGUCAAUACAUCGAUAUCCUACAGCAAAUAUACUGCCAUCCUCGACAAGUUCUAUGCAAAGGAGCACCCCGAGUUCCCCCGGCUGCGAGAUAAGAUCAAGGAAUUGCUGAGUAACUCCGAAGAGCUAGACCAAGUCGUUCAACUUGUGGGAAAAUCCGCUCUGGGAGACCCGGACAAGAUCACUUUGGAUGUCGCUGCGUUGAUCAAGGACGAUUUCUUACAGCAGAACGGCUACAGUGAUUAUGAUCAGUUCUGCCCUCUUUGGAAGACCGAAUACAUGAUGAAAGCGUUCAUGCAGUAUUUCGAUGAAAGCCAGAAAGCCAUCGCACAAGGUCAGAGCUGGACCAAAGUCAGAGAGGCAACCGCCGACAUCCAGACUACUCUCCGAAACAUGAAGUUCGAGGUUCCCGACGACGAGCAAGCAGUCACACAGAAGUACGAGAAAAUCCUCCAAGAUAUGUCGGAGAAGUUUGCUUCGGUUUCUGAUGAGUAGGAUUUCGGCUAAUUCAAUUCAAACCUGCCAUUCAGUUUUGGAAUUUUUGUAGCAUAAUGGCUCUAUUUCUCGCAGUCUAAUAGCU
Coccidioides posadasii C735 delta SOWgp is the source of this 2148-nucleotide messenger RNA. RefSeq names its product H(+)-transporting V1 sector ATPase subunit A (gene VMA1). Lineage: Eukaryota; Fungi; Ascomycota; Eurotiomycetes; Onygenales; Onygenaceae. Gene Ontology annotation, molecular function: proton-transporting ATPase activity, rotational mechanism; ATP binding; ATP hydrolysis activity. Gene Ontology annotation, cellular component: proton-transporting V-type ATPase, V1 domain; fungal-type vacuole membrane. The record is from RefSeq and is a predicted model, not a curated record. Gene Ontology annotation, biological process: proton transmembrane transport; ATP metabolic process.